UCUCAAACAAGCAUUAUAUCAAACACCUUGGAUUCAUUCAUACUCUCCACACAAAAACAUAGAGAGAGAGAGAGAGAGAGAGAGAGAGAGAGAGAGAGAGAGGAGGUGUCGGCAUUAGCUUUGGGACCCAAAUUUUAUUCAUCAAAUCCUCCCCACUUCCACCCUCCACUUCCAUGUGCUGUCCCCUGUUUUUUCAGCUCCAAUGUGAAGAAUUUUGAAGAACAGAGUUCAAAGAUUGAAUCAAUUCAGUGACACCAUCAACCUUUGAAUCUCUCUCUAUGGAUUCAAGAACUCGUCUUGAUCAUGCUUUGUUUCAACUCACUCCAACCAGAACCAGAUGCGAUCUCGUUAUCUUUGCCGGUGGUGCCAAUGAGAAACUUGCCUCUGGACUGCUUGAACCCUUCCUUUUGCAUCUCAAAUAUGCCAAAGAUCAGAUUCUGAAAGGUGGGUAUUCGAUUACUCUUCGACCGCCAUCGAUCAAUGCUUCUUGGUUCACCAAAGCCACUCUACAAAGAUUUGUGUGUUUUGUCAACACACCCGAGAUUCUUGAGAGAUUUGUUACAAUUGAGAGAGAGAUUGAACAGAUUGAGAGUUCUAUUCAAUCAAAUGAACAGACAAUUGGGGAUGCUAUUCCUGGAAAUUACUCCAAAAAGUCAACUGCUUCCUCUAAGUCAAAAGGUGAAUCCAGUGGAGCCAGUGAUACUGUACAGGAAGAAAGUUCCAAGGUUCGUCUUCAACGUGUUCUUGAAACUCGGAAGGCGGUACUCAGGAAAGAGCAAGCAAUGGCCUAUGCCCGUGCUUUAGUUGCAGGAUUUGAGAUGGACUACAUAGACGAUCUGAUAUCUUUUGCUGAUGCUUUCGGAGCUUCUCGUUUAAGGGAAGCCUGCAUAAAUUUCAUAGAACUGUGCAAGAAAAAGAACGAUGAUGGGCUUUGGAUGGAUGAAGUAGCAGCAAUGCAGGCAUACUCUCACUCAGAAUUUCCAUACUUGGGAAGCUCUGGAAUCAUACUUUCUGGUGAAGAUAAUGAUCAUAGUCAAGGAAUCAUGAUAAAUGUCCCUAGCAAGAAACAAGAUGGAUCCAUAGAUGCGUCAACAUCUGACUCAACCAUCAGUCAUGGAAGUUCAGAUGUUAACCAAGAUAAUAGCAUGCCAAAACCAGCACAGGUGCAAUCAAUGGAUGGGAAGGCACAAGUACCAAUGUCAUGGCCAAACAAUGUUCCUCAAUACAUGCACAAUUUUCCGGGUUCUGUAUUUCAACAAAUGCCACCACCAUAUCAAGGAUACAUAUUUCCUGGUAUGCAGGUAGCCCCUCCAUAUUAUCCAGGAAAGAUGCAAUGGCCUCCAAAUAUGGAAGAUUCUGGUAUGGGCCUUGAUCAGGAUCCAGAUGAUCAUCGAAAUCGCAAAUCAUCUUCCAGAAAGAAAGAGAGAUCUUCGCAUAGAAAAAGAUCACAAACUUUAGAACAAGAUGAUUAUUCUGAGCCCAGUGAUUCCAGUUCUGAGAGUGAUUCAGAUGAACAUCUGCAGCAUGGGAAAAAACUUUCUUCCACUGAACAGGUACAGAGAAAAAAGCAUGGGAAAAGAUCAUCAAGAAAGGUUGUUAUCCGCAAUAUUAAUUAUAUCACUUCAAAGGGAGAUGGAGAAAAGGGCAGUGCUUCCGAGGAUUCGUCUGAUGAACAUGAAUCCAUCAAUGCAGAAUCACUUAAGCAGCAGGUAGAGGAAGCUGUCGGGUCACUUGAGAGGCACCAUAAAUCAACUUCCCGUAAUAACAAGAAACGAGAUGACAGCAAACGCCAUAGCAUUGUGAAUGGAUCAAAUACUGCUACCGAGCAGGAAAAUGAGAAUGUUGUGGCAAAUAACUCUGGAGGAGGGAAAACGAAUGAGACUUGGGAUAUUUUCCAGAAUCUCCUUAUGAGGGAAACUGAUUCAAUAUCUAAUGGUAUAGAUGCUCACGCAUUCAAGAUACAGGAAGAGCAUGUUACAAAUAAGAACUCCAAGGAAGGAAUACCAUUUGCACUUGGCACGGAUUCGGAGGUAGUGACAAAACAUCUUGCUUCAACUGAUUCCUUUAUUGUGACUGGCAGGGAUACAAGUAAUGAAGCUAAAAUCCAUGUUGAGAACUUUGAAGCAAGGGAUAAUCCUCAGCCAAUUAUUAAGAAAAGAGACAGCGCAUAUGAGGAGUUGUUAUUUUCACAGCGAACUGAAGCAUCAGAAAAGCACUCCUCAGUUGCUUUAUCUGAUUAUGCAACUCAAUCUUCUGCCAUGAAGACCCAAAAAGGAGGAGAUUGGUUUCCUGGUAACCAACCAGAUAAGUCUCAAGAUGCAAGUACACGCCACAAUAUCUUUGAUGGUGAUUUCACGUCAUCAUCCAUGGGUGAUCAUUCCCAGCUUGAGAAGAAUAAGAAAGAUGUUCUUAUUGAUGACUCUUUCAUGGUUCAUGCUCAUUCAAUGGACAAUGACCCAUCUGAUUCUCAACUGAAGACAGACAUAUAUAUGGUGUCAGAGAUUGUUGGAGAUACCCAACCAAAAAUAAGCCUGCAAGAUAAUUCACAAGAGAAGGUUGAAGCUACUGGUAUCGUUGAACCAGAUGACCUCUUCAUGGUGCUUGGACGGAAUUCAGAUGAGGGUCAAGUUGUGGCAUCUUGGAAUCCAGAAAUGGAUUAUGAAAAAAAUAAUUCAUUGACAAAAUCUGUUCAAAGUCUCCCUAAUGUAGAACUAACUGAUGGUGUUGACCCUAAACCAUCCUCUGGUAAUAAGGGAACCAACGGUAAAGCUAGUGGAGCUCCUGGAGGAAAAGCCUCAAGUAAAGAAGCAAGAUCUAAAACCUCAGUUGGAUCUCUUGGAAGAAGCAAACCUGAGAUUGUAUCAAGGAGUAAAAGGCCCGUCUCUGGAAGCAGAAUUGGAAUGCAGAAGAGCAAAUCUGAGAAGGACGAAGAAAGUAAAAAGAAAAUGGAGGAACUACUGAUUCAGCGUCAAAAGAGAAUUGCUGAAAGAAGUGCUGCUCGUGGUUCAGCAACAUCUAAGAGGACCUCAGAAGAGAACAAGACAUCACUAGUUUCCAUGAAAAAUGAGAAGCCUAAACUUCAGUCCCCAAAGGAGACAGAGAAAUUACAAAAGCCCAUUCUUAGGAAUUCCACCAUAGAUCGUCUUGCAGCUGCAAGGGUGACUCCCAAGCUGUUAUCAACUGAAGCAAAAUCCAGCCAAACUAGAAAAGCAAUCUCGAAGACAUCUGGAACUGAGAACAAGAAACCAGGUACUAAUAGGGUCAAUUCUUCAGAUAAAACAAAUGGCCCUAAGAAUUCAAAUGGGUUACUUUCUUCUGACUCUGGCACCCAAAGGAAGAAGGAUAGUGCAGAUGCCGCAAUAGCAUUUCCAGCAGAGUUGAGCACUGGACGAGCAACUAAACCAUCUGAUGCAAUUGAUGACUCUGCAAAUAUCAAGGAGUUGCAUAGCAUAUCUUCAAUUGAGAAGGAUGAAGUAAAUAGGGUUCUGGAAAGAGACACUUCAGAUGAUAUGAGCUCUAGUAGGAAUUCACCUAAUGGAGACUUUUCCAUUCAUAUUCAAGAUUACUCUGCACAACUGGAUAACUUGAAAGGUGAUAGUGAGGUAACAUCAAAAGCCUCUCCAGUUCUUGAAGACGUGACUGUCUCUAAUGGCCAUGUUCAAUUUGUCCCUGAGGUGACUAUACAUCCAUUACCACCAUCACCUAAGAAAGCUUUGAACUCCACUGCCUUGCACAUUGAUGAGGAUGGUGAGGCAAAAGAAAAAUUUUCUGUCUCACCUGAAAUUUCUGUUGUAGAAAUGUCAACACCACCCCCAAAAGAUAAAAUGGCCCCAGAACCAAUCCACUCCCGGAAGAAAUGGAAUAGUGAUGAAAAUUCUCCAAAAGCUACAAAAGGGUUCAGAAAGCUUCUCUUGUUUGGUCGGAAAACCCGGAACACGCCAACCUAUUGAACUCAUGGAUCCUUAUCGAUUGUUUUAUGUCAAAUGCUUAUUUUUAAACACCAUUUCAUAAUUCUUCUGGCUCAGAUUAGGAGUGAGAGGAAAACCCACCCAAUGAAUUGUUUGAUUGUCCAGCCAGUGCUUGCCCUGUGGCUGCUGAAUGGGAAAGGCUAGAUAGCUCCAACUCAUAAUAAGGCUUUUUGUGUUGCUGCCAUGGAGUCAUUUUGUAAGUUAUCUCUGAUUUCGAGAAAGUUGUGAGUUGUAAUCCCUUUGUUGGUAUACCCUGUGAAUUUGGAUUGAUAUACCUUGUGAAUCUUGUUUGUAUCACUUGUAACUUUUGUUCAUGUUAUGUUUAUUUUGUAUUGAAAACCAUGUAAUGUUCCAUUUUUUCAUUACAUUUUUUUUUCUUUGCAAAA
Camellia sinensis is the source of this 4354-nucleotide messenger RNA. The record is from RefSeq and is a predicted model, not a curated record. Lineage: Eukaryota; Viridiplantae; Streptophyta; Magnoliopsida; Ericales; Theaceae.